Bipolaris sorokiniana ND90Pr is the source of this 2016-nucleotide messenger RNA. RefSeq lists its product as uncharacterized. The record is from RefSeq and is a predicted model, not a curated record. NCBI's taxonomy places the organism in Eukaryota, Fungi, Ascomycota, Dothideomycetes, Pleosporales, Pleosporaceae. Bases 125 to 1564 code for a protein of 479 amino acids. The transcript has a single exon. Gene Ontology annotation, biological process: maintenance of rDNA; regulation of exit from mitosis.
CCUCAAACCACGAAGCCAUGUCGUGACACUCGACGCUGCCUCACAUUCCUUUUACUUCUUCAACUUCUUUUACUGGCCGGCGACACCUCAGCGCCGCUGCUAUAAUAAUACUUCUUCCGCCACCAUGCCCCGUCUCGUGCGCCGCGCGCCGCUCGCCGAACGCAUCAAAGCAUACACCGACCCUUCCGACUGGCUCAUCUGGAUCUCGGAAGAACUCAACAGUUCUGACUGGGAAGACUUUGCGUCUUUGUAUUCCCUCUAUAUCGGCUUCGGCGCGAAUCUACUCUUUGUCCUCGCGCAGGCAAACAGCGGCGCAUCCGCCGCCUCGGAUGAUGACGGUGUUUUCAACGAGGUCGAAGGUCCCGGAUGGCUAAAAUCAACACUGAGUUUGUUAGUCAUGGUCUUGGGUGGAAUAAGCUUCGUAAACGCAUGGCUCGUUUGGGGAAAGAGGCGGUACUACCGCCUGUUUGAACAAAAAGUGGACGUAGCGCCGCGGACACCCAGCGCGAAGCGCGUUCGUGUCGACUCAUCUCCAGCUGCUGCGAGUCCAAUGCAGUUCGUGAGAAACCUGGUACAAAACAAUGCUGCGGACAGGGCGCAUCCUAUAGAGGGCCGGGACGUUUGGGAGGUCGCGGUUUGGGACCCCAACCCGCUGUGCCUCAAACUGUUUUGCCUCUUCAGCCCUCUUCAUGUGGUGCUCUAUUACCUCAACCUUCCUGUUGGCCCCUUGGAUCCGAGCCCGAGUGUGAGGGUCACAACAACUAUUCUGAUCGGAGCAGUGCUAUCGCUGCAGCUGUGGUGGCUGCAAAGCUCCUUUUCCCAACAGAUCAAGGAUAAUGCUCUGAUCAGUCGCCAAGUGCUUCACGAGUACGACAGCAAGUUUGUGCACCCAUCAUUGCAGAAGCCGUGUAGGGACGUGGGCGUUCAGACCAUUUCAAAGAAUCGGAAUCAGGAUUCAAGCGUCGGUGUCAAGGGCAGCAGUGACGACCUAGCUAGCGAAAUUGUUACCUACACACCCAAGACUGUCAUCAAUCGCACUUUCCGCACAAACCCGAACGCCAGCUACGCCUCACAGUACGAUCCCGAUAAUGCUCGCUCCACCUCUAACACGCCUUCACUCCGCCGACGAGACAGCAACCCACAAUAUGCAACCACAUCUACAGGAACUGAUGCGGAUAUCUUUUCUCCAAUCCGUUCCUCGCAACCACCAAACCCUUUCCGCCAGGCCCCCACCAUAUCCCGAAAUAGCAUUGACACCAAAGUCAACGAUGGGGGAUAUCUCGGGAUCAACACACAUGCUGCAUCUCCGCUAAGGAAAUCCACUAGUGCGGCUUUCGGGAGGGAUGGUGAGCGGAGCGCGAACCGAGGAAGGGAUAGUCUUGGCGGUGCAUUUGAGCGGAGAGCUAGCCCGAGUAAGAAGGACGUUAGUCCAUUGAAGCGGAUCAGUUUAGGUAAUGCAGAGAGGGAACGUAGUGAGCGAUCACUAGGUCAGACGGAUAGACUUGGUAGGAGUACUGGAUUUGGUGGGUUGAACUUAGGAAAGAGAGAGGGUGGGCGCUAUUGAAGUUUUGAAAUGGAAAUGCAUAUUUACGGAAUUUUUUUUUUUGAUUAAGUGGCAAGAUGGCAUGACAAUAAGUCUGCGUUUGUACCAUUUUCAGGCGUUUUGUUUUUGUUUAGAUGGAACCUGUAUAUCCGUGGUGCCGCAAUAACCUCAUUAAGUGUCGCCACGUCGGCACUUCUAGUUCACUCAUCACUCAUCCUUCGCUAUUCGGGAUGGUCGCAUCUUCCCUUUAAACAACAUCAUGAACAUUCCACACGAACAUGCACACCACCAACUACAUAAAAACCUUUCUCUCAUCCUUCCAUUAUCUACGACCCUCUCUUAACAAAAUCCUCAUUAAAACAUUCAUCGUAUAUGCAUGAAACGAAUAAUCCCCGAACCCCCACCUCUCAGCCGAUCCGAUUCCGAUCACAUGUCGCAAAAGCGGGCGAUCAGAGCAGGAGCAAAAUGCAAAG